This is a messenger RNA of Pieris macdunnoughi, 2457 nucleotides long. The record is from the annotation of a GenBank genome assembly. NCBI's taxonomy places the organism in Eukaryota, Metazoa, Arthropoda, Insecta, Lepidoptera, Pieridae.
AUGAACGAUCCGUGGGAUGUCAAAUGUGUCCGACAAUCUGGCCAAUAUGUGUCGUGUAUUAAAUUAAAUGGUGUACCCCUUCUACCACCGGUUCUCUCCAAGGAAUGUCGCAAAGAAAUGCAGUAUUAUAAACUAUUGGCAAUAGAAGUUGAGAAAAGAAUUCAAGCACUAAAAAAAUUUUUACUUGAAAGUGAUGACACAGAGUCUGCUGAAGACAAGACAGAUGCGCCUGAACGUCCUGAGUCGGAACAAAAUGAUAAUUCACCCAAUGAUAAAAAAGAUUUCAAUUCUAAUUCAAUUAUCACAAAAGAUCUGGAAAGAAGUACCCUACAGGUAGAAACUCCAGUCACAGAAUUAGAGAGUUUAUCUAAGACCCCCUCAAAGUUUACAAUAGACCUAAGUUUAAGCAUUAAUGAAAAAUAUGGUUUCCAAGACACAAAUUCUAUUGAAGUUCCAGUCAGAGACUGUGAAUGUUCUAACGAAAUGGCAAAUAAUGAAUCUAAGAUUGAUUCUUCUAAAGAAGUUGAGGAUAAAAUUGUCUUUAGUGUCAGUGUAAAGAAAGAAGAAUUAACUGAACCCCUUUCCAAUCAUCUUUAUGAAGAUGAUCCUCCAUCUCUUACUGCAAAAAGUUUUACAGGCUCUUUGAACAAUAUUCAUACAGAUAGUAAAGGUUAUGAAAGCAUUCCGCUAUCUCGCCAAAGAUCUUACACAAUUUUAACACCCAGUCCUAUGCUGCUUGCACAUUUAGAAGUCCAGUCUUUGAACACUGGAGUUGAAAUAAAUUCUAUAUCUAUGAGUGAGUCCACAUCUAACCUAUAUUCUCCUAAUAAAAAGCGAAGAAGUUGGGACUUGGAAUCUGCAAAAGUAAAGUGGUCAUCUAUGGCACUUGAAUUAAAGCAAAAGAAUAUAGACAUAGCUAGUAAAAACCAGAAAGCUAUUACAAAACCAGCUAAAAAGACACCACCCUCUGCAUCAACACACUUAAGAGCACGGUCUCUUGCCCGGGAAAGUACAAAACGAAUUACUAAUACCUAUAAUACUCCAAACAAAUCGGAACCCAUAACAAAACCAAAGAAAAGUCAAAGUCCAGUACGAAACACCACAAUGAUUGGUAAGAUUAGUAAGACUCCAGUUAUGAAUGUGAAUCCUAAAGAAAUAGAAAAGAAACAAACAUCACCAAAACCACCUGUAUCGGAGUCGGAAGACCCCGCAACUAGGGUCAGAGAACUUUAUGAAAAAAUACAAAAGCAGCAGCUUGCCCAAAUGGCUACUUUAGUGGAAAAACAAAAAAAAGAGCAAAUGCUUCUGCAACAAGUUUUUGAAGAGCAGAACAACAUGUUAUAUAAUCAACUCCAGACUAUUUGCCCAAAACCCCCAAACAAUGUUAAGGAAGCAUGGGUUGAGAAAUCAGACAGGGGCCCUGUUAGUUUGAACCAAUUAAUCAAUCAUAAAAGAUCAGACUCUUGUGAAAGUCCCGUCCAAUCCACUAUUACAGAUACUAAUACCUAUUUAAAUCGUUGUGAUAAUGUUCUUAAAAAGUCAAGAGAUAUAACAUCAAGUAUAAAUAAAGGAAAGGUCAGUCAGGUCAAUGAAAAAAGCCCACCGAAACCGACACAGAGCGUAAAAAGAAGCCAGUCCCCUGUACGUAGAAAUGGAACUUCGAGAAAGCUAACGUACGACACGUCUUCUGAUCGUGAAUAUGAACUAAUUUUAACCGACCGUACGAACGAUACGAUGGCAGAUUUAAAUGUGACUUUUCCGUCUGACAAUAGUGACGAAUGCCCUUACACUCCACCGAAAAAUACUAAAACUAACCGCAAGAACGUUAGCCCUACAGCGAUGCCUCUUGCGGAACCUUGCAAGUCCACCGACAGAGCUAUUAAGAGCAUGGAGGAAACUAUACAUAAUUCCAUUAAAAGUAUGUGUUCUAGAAGAGCGCCAAGUGUUUGCCGGCAGACGACCCCACAAGAGCGCGCAGCAGCAACAAAGAUCGUGGCAUAUGCCAAAGGUUUCCUCGUGCGCAGACUGAUGCGCACGGAACGCGUGCAGGGCACCGUUCAGACUAUCAAAGACGCGUUGUUAUGCGCGCUGCAGUUGCAUCAGGAUCGCGAGGGUAUCAGAGGGGCUGAUGUUGAUUUACAUAGGCGCUUGAUUCAGCAGAUAACAGCAGCGUGCUACUCUCUCCACGAUACAUUUAUUACGAGCACUGCUGCUGAGCGCUGCGCCAUGAUUAAUGCAGAUCGCGGCCGAAGACGCUCACUAGCCAACCGCCCACCUAUAAGGCAACAUCGACCUACGGAUCUUAUGUCACAAAGUCACUGCGGUGCGUUUCCCGCGCGCAGCAAGCGAUCGACGAACGCGUCGCUUAUGACUCAAUCCAAUUAUGAGACUUUUAGCGGCGACAAGAGCAGCGUACGCCACUAUAUGCCGAGCCCGCGACGUCGGCCAUGGCGCUGA